Dibothriocephalus latus is the source of this 285-nucleotide messenger RNA. NCBI's taxonomy places the organism in Eukaryota, Metazoa, Platyhelminthes, Cestoda, Diphyllobothriidea, Diphyllobothriidae. The record is from the annotation of a GenBank genome assembly.
AUGACUGAGAGUGAUGUUCUCCGCAGCAAGGGAUUCUUCUACGGAUUUGAUUGGCUGGUGUGGGUUGUUAUUUUAUUGCAGUCGGGCGGCGGUAUAGUUGUGGCCUUGGUCGUAAAGUACGCGGAUAACAUUCUCAAGGGCUUUGCUUGCUCCGCGUCAAUCGUCAUCUCCUGCUUCAUUUCUGUUUUCUUCAUGGGAAUGCAACUGUCAGCCGCGUUUGUCUUCGGGGUUGCCUGCGUUGUUAUCUCUGUCCUGAUGUAUUCUUCCUUUCCCCCUCGCCGCUAA